UUUAUGGUUAUGUCGUUAUGUUGUGUUGCUGGUUUUGUUGACUUUUGGCUUCAUAGUAUUUAAUUAAGAACUUGAGAGUCGGAUGAAUUAUUAUGUUUUAAACAACUCACACAUUUGCUCCGUAUAUUUGAUCUCCCUAUAAUAUGGUGCGAGGCCGAGACAGGAGCCGAAGUCCGGAGCGGAAAAGAAGACGAUCCCGAUCUAGAAGUAAGGAUAGAUCUAAACCUGGCAGGUACAGAAGGAGCCGGUCUAGAGAACCAAGGCGGAGAAGUAGAUCACGUUCAAAGGAUCGAGAUAGAAGAGAACGAGACCGUAGGUCCCACAGUCGCGAAAGAGAUCGUUCUGAUAGGGACCGUUCUGAAAGGGAUAGAAGAGGAGGUGAUGGCAAAGAAAGACGUGGAGGUGUUGGAAAGUCCAGCAGGAGAAGAUCCAGGUCAAGAUCAAAGGAGAAACCAAAACCAGAUGAUUCGGGGCUGUCAUUUGAUCCAACUAAUUUGGAUAAGGAAGAAGAACAGAAAAAACUGGAAUUGGAAAUGGUGAAGAGAAGGGAAAGAAUAGAACGUUGGAGAGCUGAACGAAAAAAGAAGGAACAAGAAGCUGCUAAAAAAGAGGCACAAAAAUCUGCCUCUAGUCAAAAUUCUACAAUAUCUCAAGGUACCUUCAAAAAGUGGUCACUAGAGGAUGAUUCUGAAGACGAAGAUAAGAUUGAUAAAUCUGAAAAAGAGGGAGAGAAGGAUAAAGAAGAAACUGAAGGAAAUGGACACGAAGAAAUGAAAGAGAAACCUGAUAUUAGUACCCCUGAGCCUAAAAAAGAAAUUGAAGAAAAUAUCGAAGACGAAGCUGAUCCUUUAGAUGAAUUUAUGAAAGGGGUUCAAGCAGAGGUACGAAAAAUCAGUAAAAUAGACCUGAAAAAACCUGGUGAACCUAAUGAAAAAAAAGGAUCUCUAGUCAUUGUAACAGGUGUAGCCAAGGCUAAAACAAAUACUAACAAAGGUGAACUCAUUGAACAAAAUCAGGACGGACUUGAAUAUUCAUCUGAAGAAGAACAGGAAGAUUUGAAAGAUACAGCUGCCAGUUUAGCUAACAAACAAAAAAAGGAACUAGCAAAAAUCGAUCACAAUACCAUUAUUUACAAUUCUUUUAGGAAAAAUUUUUAUGUGGAAGUGCCUGAAAUUGCCAAGAUGACUCACGAGGAAGUAGAGGCCUACAGGGAAGAAAUGGAAGGAAUCAGGGUAAAAGGUAAAGGUUGCCCUAAACCUAUAAAAACUUGGGCACAAUGUGGUGUUUCAACGAAAGAACUUAGCAUUUUGAAAAAACUUGGUUAUGAAAAACCUACUCCAAUUCAAGCUCAGGCUAUUCCUGCCAUAAUGUCUGGAAGAGACCUUCUAGGAAUUGCAAAAACUGGAAGCGGCAAGACAUUAGCUUUCCUUUUGCCAAUGUUCAGGCAUAUUUUGGAUCAACCUCCUCUUGAAGAUACAGAUGGACCAAUAGCUAUAAUAAUGACACCUACAAGGGAACUAUGUAUGCAAAUUGGAAAAGACAUCAAGAAGUUCACAAAAAGUUUGGGUUUACACGCAGUAUGUGUUUAUGGCGGAACUGGCAUUUCUGAACAAAUCGCAGAAUUGAAGAGAGGUGCUGAAAUAAUUGUCUGUACGCCAGGGAGGAUGAUAGACAUGCUGGUAGCAAACAGCGGAAAGGUAACAAAUUCAAGGCGAGUAACAUAUAUAGUUCUUGAUGAAGCAGACAGAAUGUUUGACAUGGGAUUUGAACCACAGGUCAUGAGAAUUAUCGAUACCGUCAGGCCUGAUCGACAAACGGUGAUGUUCAGUGCUACUUUUCCUCGACAGAUGGAAGCGUUAGCCAGAAAGUUGUUGCAGAAACCUAUCGAGGUUCAAGUGGGUGGCAGAUCAGUAGUCUGCAAAGAAGUGGAGCAGAAUGUUGUUAUUAUCGAGGAAGACAAUAAAUUCUUGAAACUCCUCGAGUUAUUAGGUAUAUACCAAGAAUUAGGAAGCAUCAUUGUAUUUGUAGACAAACAAGAGAAUGCUGACAUACUUCUCAAAGAACUAAUGAGGGCCGCCUAUAACUGCUUGAGUUUACACGGAGGCAUCGAUCAGUUUGAUCGAGAUUCUACCAUUAUCGAUUUCAAGUCAGGGAAAGUGAAGCUGUUGAUCGCAACUUCUGUAGCAGCUAGAGGAUUGGACGUCAAACAUUUGAUUUUAGUUGUCAAUUACGAUUGCCCUAACCACUAUGAAGAUUACGUUCACAGGUGUGGCAGAACUGGAAGGGCAGGAAAUAAGGGAUUUGCUUAUACAUUCAUCACCCCUGAACAAUCCAGGUAUGCGGGGGAUCUUAUAAAGGCUUUCGAAUUGGCAAAUGUUCCUGUUCCUGAGAACUUGAGGACGUUGUGGGAGACGUAUAAAACCAAACAGGAGUCCGAAGGUAAAAAAGUUCACAGUGGAGGCGGUUUCAGUGGUAAAGGCUUCAAAUUCGAUGAAUCAGAAGCAGCUGCUAUUAACGAAAAGAAGAAAUUCCAGAAAGCAGCUUUAGGAUUGGCUGAUAGCGAUGAUGAAGACUUAGAACAUGACAUUGACCAACAAAUUGAAAGCAUGUUUGCUACCAAGAGAACCGUGAAAGAAAUUAAGGCUCCUCUAGGACUCAUCAACUCAUCAUCUAUGGGUAAUUCUAAUACUGCAGUUGACAAGCUGGAAUUGGCCAAACGUCUCGCAUCCAAGAUCAACCUUACAAAAAAUACAAUUAUGGAUACCAAGUUUGCCACACAACAGGCUGCAGAAUCCAUCCUAAAGGGUAGCGGAUCUCAGCCUCCAAUCACAGCAAAGACUGUUGCUGAGCAACUGGCCGCGAAACUUAAUACGAAGCUCAAUUAUCAACCAAAGGAUGAUGAUGAUCGAAUGGACGAAGAUUCCGAGCAAACCUUCAGAAAGUACGAGGAAGAAUUGGAAAUCAAUGAUUUUCCUCAGCAGGCUAGGUGGAGGGUCACCUCGAAGGAAGCCUUGGCUCAGAUAUCAGAAUAUUCAGAAGCUGGCAUCACUGUUAGGGGUACUUACGUCCCUACUGGCAAGUCACCUCCCGAGGGAGAAAGAAAAUUAUAUUUAGCAAUUGAAAGUACAUCUGACAUAGCAGUUUCUAAAGCAAAAGCUGAAAUCACGAGGUUAAUCAAAGAGGAACUACUCAAGUUACAAACCGCAGGACAUCAUACAUUUAAUAAGGCUAGAUAUAAGGUCGUGUAAAUAUUUUUGUAAUUGUUUUUGGGAUUCUUGAUUAAGUAUCUGUUGAUUGUAUAAUUAUUGAUGGAAUUCAAUUAUGUCAGCUGCGUGUGCGAAACCUACCAGUGUUGAAGAAGUAUUUACCAGUUUUACACACUUUGUCUGUUUCUAUGAUUUAUAGAGAAUAAAUAGGGUCUACUUUCA
Leptinotarsa decemlineata (Colorado potato beetle) is the source of this 3428-nucleotide messenger RNA. It is a transcript of the gene Prp5, whose product is annotated as pre-mRNA processing factor 5. Gene Ontology annotation, molecular function: nucleic acid binding; RNA helicase activity; ATP binding. Lineage: Eukaryota; Metazoa; Arthropoda; Insecta; Coleoptera; Chrysomelidae. The record is from RefSeq and is a predicted model, not a curated record.